AUGCCGUGGGUGAGGAGGAUGCACCAUCGGAAGAGCAUACAGCCUUGUCCAAAUAGUCAGCGUGACAGGCUGUACUUGAAGCCUUACCAUUUCAAGUUCCGACCUACAACUGUUCAAGUUUUCUACGUUUUCCGAUUUCAAUUCCUUCCAAUGUCAACUAUUAACGACAAUGCGCCAUCGACCGAGAAUGUCGCCACUGUUCCAGGUGGGGCUGGUGGGAGUUUAGGCGCCAUUGGAUCCUCCCCGCCGGCCGGCACCGCCAAAACCGGCGCCGCGGUUUUAGAAACGGUGGUGAUGAAUGCCAUAGAAAAGGUAUCCGAGAAGCGCCGCCGGGACGAUCAGGCUGCUCUAGAGCAGGCUGAUGACAUCAGUGCGGACUUCAUGGCCAAUGAGCAGAAGGCGCCAAGGGAUUGGCCAUCCUACCUCGAUGCUUGCUGCUACGUGAAGGCCGCCGAGUGGACCGACCAGCUUCAGCUUCGUGCCCAGAUCGGCAUCGAGGCCACACACCAGCUCGCUUCGGAGCUCCGUGUAGGUCUGACAGCCGCAGACCACUGCUUUAACAAUAUCAUUGGCACAAGGAUCCCCAAAGGUGAGAAAGCGGAAGCCCUCAUGCGGAAGCAGAAAGACUGGGCCUUGCGGACGGCAGAAUGCUGUGUAAGGCCCGAGGCAGAGGUGCAAUUCUCGACAAAAAUCGUCCAAACCACGCCGUUCAGCACCAUCAGGUUAGCCAAUCCACAGCCACCAGAACCAGUUAAGGGAGACAGUAACACAGAACCACUGUCUUGUCCGGUCACCAUGGUGACAUGGGACCAGCCUAUUGAAUUGGAGGUUCCCGUUCACUACUGCGUAACCUGCCGGAAGCAGUUCAGCAUCUGA
Messenger RNA from Volvox carteri f. nagariensis, 876 nucleotides. RefSeq lists its product as uncharacterized. The transcript has 4 exons. The record is from RefSeq and is a predicted model, not a curated record. Bases 1 to 876 code for a protein of 291 amino acids. Lineage: Eukaryota; Viridiplantae; Chlorophyta; Chlorophyceae; Chlamydomonadales; Volvocaceae.